GUCUGGCCUCAGCUGUUACCCGCUCAAACUCUUUUGGGAGUCUUUUCUGUCAUUCGUUGGAUCUUGUUGGCGGCUUACCUGGUGGGGUUGCCGGUUCCUGGCAAAUCUCAAUUCUAUCAGCAAAUUUCACCCGCCUUGAAAAGAGUCACCUUCGUCUCAUUCAUUACACUCUUUCUCUUCUUUUCUUUUUCGGUCUGGUACACAGAGUAACGCCAGUGUCGAAUUCGCUGGCCUUGGUAACACCCCCACCAUGGCUACUCCGGCGCAUCAGGACCAGUCGCAGCUGGUGGUUGACCCCAACACACUUCCUGUCGAAGCCGAACCGGUCAGAAGUCAGACUGAAUCGCACGAAGAUGCGAAACUCUUGAAGUCAAUGGGCUACAAGCCAGUCCUGCACAGAACAUACACUCUCGUUGAGAACUUUUCAACAACAUUCGCUGCGUUGUACUUUGUCGGAGGUGUGCGGGUCACAUUCAGCACCGGUAUCGCAGCAGGCGGCAACCUAGCUUACUGGACGAGUUACCUGGUGACCAUGGUCUUCACGUACAUCACUGCUGCGGUCAUUGCGGAAGUAUGUUCGGCCUCUCCGUCCGCAGGAUCCAUCUACCUCUGGGCCGCAGAGGCAGGAGGCCCUCGGUUCGGUAGACUACUGGGCUUCGUUGUUGCAUGGUGGAGUACCACUGCCUGGACGACGUUUUGCGCCAGCAACACUCAGGCUGCAGUGAACUACAUGCUUUCCGAGUUGACAGUUUUCAACGUCGACUUUCCGAAAGACACCUCCAGCGUCAAGUUCCGCGCCGUGCAGUGGAUCUGCACUGAGAUUCUCCUGGCGUUGGCGGCGCUCCUGAACUAUCUGCCGCCCCGUGCAUACAAAUGGGUCUUCUACUGCUCGUCCCUCAUCGUCCUGCUGGACUUCUUCCUCAACCUGAUCUGGCUGCCCAUCGGAGCCGCCAACACCUGGGGCUUCCGCACGGCGGAGGAGGCCUUCAUGUCCACGUACAACGGCACCGGCGCCCCUGCAGGCUGGAACUGGUGUCUGUCCUACCUCGCGACGGCCGGUAUCCUGAUCGGAUUCGACGCUUCUGGCCACGUCGCCGAGGAGACCAAGCACGCCUCCGUCACCGCCGCCCGCGGUAUCUUCUGGAGCACCGUGGUCAGCGGCAUUGGCGGGCUUGCAACGAUCAUCCUCUUCCUGUUCUGCGCGCCCGACCCGGACACGCUAUUCUCCUUCGGCUCACCCCAACCCUUCGUGCCGCUCUACGCCGUCGUACUCGGCAAAGGCGGCCACAUCUUCAUGAACAUAAUCUGCAUCGUCGCCCUGUGGCUGAACACAGCAAUCGCCAUCCUUGCCGCCUCACGCCUCGUCUUCGCCGUCGCGCGCGACGGCGUCCUCCCCUUCUCGCACUGGGUCUCGCAGGUCAAGAACGGCCAGCCGCGCAACGCGGUCAUCGUCGUCUGGGGCGUCGCGGCCCUGAUCUCGUGCACCCUGCUGCCGUCCGACGUGGCCUUCACCUCGCUCGUCUCGGCCGCGGGCGUCCCCAGCGCCGCCGCCUACGGCCUGAUCUGCCUGGGCCGGUUGCUGUGCACGCCCGACCGCUUCCCCAAGCCCGAGUGGAGCCUGGGCCGCCUCAGCAAGCCCUUCCAGUUCAUCGGCGUCUUUUGGAACGCCUGGGUCGUCGCCAUUCUCUUCUCGCCGUACGAAUUCCCCGUCACCGGGGCGAAUUUGAAUUACGCCCCUAUCAUCAUGGCCGGUGUGACCAUCUUCGCCCUGAUCUCCUACUGGGUCACCCCGGAAAGCGCCUGGUUGCCGAUCGAUCGGAUCUCGCAUUUCAUCGAUAGUAAAGGGGCGGUGCAGAGCUCGGUGGAGGAGGUCGGGGUGAGUAGUAGUAGUGUUGGUGGUGGUGGUGGUGCUCGGGCGGGUAAUGGCGGUGAACCUUCUUCGGAGACGACGGAGUGAUGCAGUUGUGAGAACUUGGUGGACUCCGCGGCGAUCUGUGUUUCGGUUGCGCGGUGGACGCUUGGGAUGGUUCCCGAUCUGGGGGUCUUGUCCUGGACCCAAAUGCAGGGAAGAGGGGGAGAAAGCAACAAUAAAAAGUUCAUUGAUUUUGAUCGAAAUGAAAGAGAAGGGUGGAAAGAAGAAAGGUAUGGGAUGGUCAGUUUAUAUGUAUAAUUAAUCGUAAAUAUCUAGAUGAUGCAUUAGAAGGCUGCUUGACGUGGG
Molecule: messenger RNA, 2218 nt
Organism: Aspergillus uvarum CBS 121591
Lineage: Eukaryota; Fungi; Ascomycota; Eurotiomycetes; Eurotiales; Aspergillaceae
Product: putative amino acid permease
Exons: 10
Coding region: 251-1957 (568 amino acids)
Biological process (GO): transmembrane transport
Cellular component (GO): membrane
Molecular function (GO): transmembrane transporter activity
Source: RefSeq, a predicted model, not a curated record